ACAACUAUUGUCUUGUCACUCUUACAAUGGAUCUUUCCACUGAUUCAGAACCACCACCCCCAUCACCACCACCAGAUUCCACCACCGCCACCCUCAACGGCACCAUCACACCGGAUCAAAACCCAGAACCACCACCACCACCACCACCACAAUCAUCUUCCUCCUCAUCACCACCACCAGAACUCCAACUCCCGAUAUCCUGGCCAGAAGACGCAAAACUAACCAUCGAAUGGAUCCAAAACCUAACCCUCGCCUUCGAUUGGUCUUCCAAGAAUCUCCCUGCUUCCGAAUUCCCAUCCAUUCUCCCCGUUCAUGUCUUCGAUUCUCUCAUCCUCAUCGCCUCCAAGAUGCUUCACAAAGAACCUAAUUGCGUCCCUAUUCAACCCUUUCGUCCCGAGCCCGAUUCUUCGGCUUCCGUUGUGGUUGUUGGCGAUGUUCAUGGACAAUUGCAUGAUCUCCUUUUCCUUCUCCAAGAUGCUGGGUAUCCGUCGAAAGAUCGAAUCUUUGUUUUUAAUGGUGAUUAUGUUGAUCGUGGAGCUUGGGGUCUUGAAACUUUCUUGCUCUUGUUGGCUUGGAAGGUUUUCAUGCCGGAGAACAUAUAUUUAUUAAGAGGGAACCAUGAAUCGAAAUAUUGCACGUCUGUUUAUGGUUUUGAGAAAGAAGUAAUGGUAAAAUAUGGUGAUAAAGGUAAACAUGCAUACCGGAAAUGUUUGGGAUGCUUUGAAGGUCUACCUUUGGCUUCUAUUAUAGCAGGGUGUGUAUACACUUGUCAUGGAGGACUUUUUCGUAGUGUAACCGUGACGCCUGCAAAGAGAUUAAAAGGAAAGAAAAAUCGUAAGAUGAAUGUUAAUACUGACAGCAAAAAUAUAUGUCUUGGUUCCUUGGAAGAGUUGUCAAAGGCUCGACGUUCAGUACUUGAUCCUCCUUGGGAAGGACCAAACUUGAUUCCUGGUGAUGUUUUGUGGUCCGAUCCUUCAAAAACUCCUGGUCUUUCUCCAAACAAAGAAAGAGGCAUCGGCUUGAUGUGGGGUCCUGAUAAAACUGAAGAAUUUUUGAAGAAGUACCAAUUUAAGUUGAUCAUUAGGUCACAUGAAGGUCCUGAUGCUAGGGAGAAAAGGGAUGGUUUUGAGGGAAUGGCUGAAGGAUACACUAUUGAUCAUAUUGUGGAUUCUGGAAAGCUGGUCACUGUUUUUAGUGCUCCAGAUUACCCACAAUUUCAGGCAACAGAGGACAGGUAUAACAACAAAGGUGCCUAUGUUGUCCUUGAGCCCCCAAAUUUCGACAAUCCUAUAUUUCGUGGAUUUUCGGCUGUAACUCCAAGGCCAAAGGCGAAUCCCUUCUAUGAUUAUCAAGAAGUGAUAGACUCUGAUGAAGAAUUGGACUUGGCCUCCAUGGUAACUACCUGAGAGAUUUUUGUAAGAAGUAAAUAUUUUGAAGUUGUCAGAUGUGUAAAAUUUGGAUCAUCAUUUUUUGAAAAACAGCUUUGAUCAUUAACUUCUAGUUAUUUAUUAUUAACCUGAUUUAUUAAGUUUGUGAUAUCAAUUUCUUCAAAUUAAACCAGGCCCCUGAAGUAGUAGUUACUGAAUAGUUUCUACAUUUCAUCUCAACCUUUCAUUUAUGACAUUCAGAUCCAAACUGAUUUCAAACAAUUGUACAGUUGGAAUUUGAGACAUUUGUACUAGCCUUUGUGGUAGCUUAGAGUUUGAGUUCUUGAAAUUGAUGUUCAAAUUAUGUUAGUUUGGUAUCAAGAACAAGUAGAAAAUCAAAUUCAUGUAUGCAAAGAUGAAUCUGGUGAGAACUAUUGUGUGGAAAUAGUCAUAGUUUAACACUACUAGAAAAAGCAAAAUUAGCGAGGGAAAUCAGUGACCGAAAAAAUGAAAUUCCUCACAAAUUCCUUGGUCGCAAAAUUUAGUGACGGAAUUAGAGAGGGAUUUUACAUUUUCCUUCACUAAAUUUUGUUUUUUUUUAGUAGUGUAACAUUAGGACAACUGUACUUGACAGUAUAAUUUAUCACUGAAGUGUACUUGUUCUUUUGGAUUA
Medicago truncatula (barrel medic) is the source of this 2040-nucleotide messenger RNA. RefSeq names its product serine/threonine-protein phosphatase 7. NCBI's taxonomy places the organism in Eukaryota, Viridiplantae, Streptophyta, Magnoliopsida, Fabales, Fabaceae. Gene Ontology annotation, molecular function: hydrolase activity. The transcript is spliced from 5 exons. Bases 27 to 1406 code for a protein of 459 amino acids. The record is from RefSeq and is a predicted model, not a curated record.